GACGUAAACUCACCAUUUUGGGUUCAGCUCUGAUGCAGAGCUCCGUUUCCGUGUCAUUACGAAGAAUUAAAACCCUAAAAAUCGAGUCUUCACAGUUGUGGCUUUCUGGGAAUGGGAGAGCCAAAGAGGAAGCGAGGUCGCAAACCUAAAGCCCCAAAGACAGAAUCCAUGGACUUCCAAUUCACGAACCCUGGACCCAGCACCACCGCCACAGCCACCGCUGCUGCCAACGACGUUGUAUCUGCCUCCGCCGUGGAACUCACUGAAGGCAGCCCCCCGUCCGCUCGCCGGGGUCGGGGCAGGCCCAGGAAGAUCGGUAAACAUGUCGAGAAGUCCCCCGAACGUCGGAGCUCCCGGUUCGUGGAAUCGAGCAACGGUGACGCGAGGCAUGUGGGUGCUGUGGUUGUUCCGGAGGCGCCGCCCAGGUGGGAGAGUGUUGUGAGGGUGGUGCCAUCUAUGGACGCGGUGGUGAAGGUGUUUUGCGUGCACACGGAGCCGAAUUUCUCGCUGCCAUGGCAGCGGAAGCGGCAAUACAGUUCGAGUAGCAGUGGGUUUAUCAUUGAGGGAAGGAGGGUGUUGACGAAUGCUCAUUCGGUUGAGCAUCAUACGCAGGUGAAGCUCAAGAAACGCGGCUCAGAUACCAAAUACUUGGCUACUGUGCUAGCUAUUGGGACUGAGUGUGAUAUCGCAUUGUUGACUGUCAAUGAUGAUGAGUUCUGGGAUGGGGUUAAGCCGGUGGAAUUUGGAGAUUUGCCUGCACUCCAAGAUGCUGUUACAGUUGUAGGCUACCCAAUCGGGGGCGACACAAUCUCUGUCACAAGUGGUGUUGUAUCACGCAUGGAGAUAUUAUCUUAUGUUCAUGGUUCAACUGAGCUUCUUGGUCUUCAGAUAGAUGCUGCAAUAAACUCUGGAAAUUCUGGUGGACCUGCAAUUAAUGAUAAAGGCAAAUGUGUGGGUAUCGCAUUUCAGUCCCUUAAACAUGAAGAUGUAGAGAAUAUAGGUUAUGUCAUACCAACGCCAGUUAUUAUGCACUUCAUCCGGGAUUAUGAGAAGAAUGGUGCAUAUACAGGAUUCCCAAUUCUUGGGGUUGAAUGGCAGAAGAUGGAAAAUCCUGAUCUGCGUGUGUCAAUGGGGAUGGGACCUGAUCAGAAGGGUGUCCGUAUUAGAAGAAUUGAGCCUACAGCUCCUGAGUCUCAUGUUCUGAAGCCAUCUGAUGUUAUUCUUAGCUUUGAUGGGGUUAAUAUUGCCAAUGAUGGAACAGUUCCAUUUAGGCAUGGAGAGCGCAUUGGUUUCAGUUACCUUGUUUCUCAAAAGUAUACGGGGGAUAAUGCUGUAGUUAAAGUUCUCCGGAAUUCACAGAUACUUGAAUUCUGCAUAAAACUUGCAAUUCACAAGCGGCUCAUAGCUGCACACAUCAAGGGCAGACCUCCAUCCUAUUACAUUAUUGGUGGAUUUGUUUUUACAGCAGUAUCUGUUCCAUAUCUGCGUUCUGAGUAUGGCAAGGAUUAUGAAUUUGAUGCUCCAGUCAAGCUGUUGGAUAAGCAUCUGUACUCAAUGGCACAAUCCGUCGAUGAACAACUUGUUGUGGUUGCUCAGGUGCUUGUGGCAGACAUUAAUAUUGGAUAUGAGGAAAUUGUCAAUACACAGGUUCUUUCUUUCAAUGGUAAGCCUGUAAAGAAUCUGAAGAGCCUGGCCACCAUGGUUGAGAGUUGUGAUGAUGAAUUUUUAAAAUUCGAACUGGAAUAUCAACAGAUAGUGGUCCUCCAAACUAAAACUGCCAAAGCAGCAACUUUAGAUAUUUUAACAACACAUUGCAUACCUUCAGCUAUGUCAGAUGAUCUCAAGACAUGAAAAGAGAUCUGGUGGAAGUGUAUGCCAGUUUUUUGCCUAACCCUGUAAUCAACUUCUGCACUUCCCUCCUACUGUGGGUGCUGUAACAAAAUGCAGUUCCACCCGCUUGAGUGCUGUGGAAGCCAGAAAUCUGUUGCUGCUUGUUGAUAUCUUCUGCAUUUUCAUUUGUUGAUGCAGGCUACGGAGUUGCGUUUUGGAUAGUUCUGUAAUACUUAGGCACAUCUCAAUGGGGACUAAGAUGCUGCUUUCCCAUAUUUUGUUGGAAGCAAGUGAUGAGGAAAUUGCAUCUGAAAUUAGUGUUUUGUAUCUCCAAGGUUAUCAGUCACUUUGUAACAGUCUGCCAAAUAUGAAUGGGAAGUUUGUUUAUCGGCUCCAGUGUUAUCAGCCA
This is a messenger RNA of Vitis vinifera (wine grape), 2239 nucleotides long. RefSeq names its product protease Do-like 9. Gene Ontology annotation, biological process: proteolysis. The transcript is spliced from 9 exons. Bases 112 to 1851 code for a protein of 579 amino acids. The record is from RefSeq and is a predicted model, not a curated record. Gene Ontology annotation, molecular function: protein binding; serine-type endopeptidase activity. NCBI's taxonomy places the organism in Eukaryota, Viridiplantae, Streptophyta, Magnoliopsida, Vitales, Vitaceae.